Messenger RNA from Salvia hispanica, 423 nucleotides. NCBI's taxonomy places the organism in Eukaryota, Viridiplantae, Streptophyta, Magnoliopsida, Lamiales, Lamiaceae. The record is from RefSeq and is a predicted model, not a curated record.
AUGUCACCGUACAGAUUGGUGUUCGGGAAAAUGUGCCAUUUGCCCGUGGAAGUGGAGCAUAGGGCCUACUGGGCUGUGAAAGAGAUGAAUAUGAAGGAACGGGACUGUGAAGAGGAACGGAAACUGCAGCUACAGGAAUUAGAGGAACUAAGACUGGAGGCAUUCGACUCGGCCAUGUGGUAUAAAGAAAGAACAAAGCUCUGGCAUGAUAAGAAUCUCCGAGUCAUGGAACUUCGCGUAGGGCAGAAAGUACUCCUUUUUCAAUCCUGGCUGAAGCUAAUGCCUGGCAAGUUGAAAUCCAAGUGGAUAGGGCCAUACACGAUCAUUGGCCUUCGAGCAAAUAGAGCUGUAGAGAUUCAAGGAAGCGCCCCUGAUAAGGUGCGUAGUAAAUCUGCUGGACCUAGGAAGUUGCUUGUUACCUGA